Messenger RNA from Puma concolor (puma), 1404 nucleotides. The record is from RefSeq and is a predicted model, not a curated record. Lineage: Eukaryota; Metazoa; Chordata; Mammalia; Carnivora; Felidae.
AUGGAGACCCUGCUUGGUGGCCUGCUGGCGUUUGGCAUGGCGUUUGCCGUGGUCGACGCCUGCCCCAAGUACUGUGUCUGCCAGAACCUGUCUGAGUCACUGGGGACCCUCUGCCCUUCCAAGGGGUUGCUCUUCGUGCCCCCUGACAUUGACCGGCGGACGGUGGAGCUGCGUCUGGGUGGCAACUUCAUCAUCCACAUCGGCCGCCAGGACUUCGCCAACAUGACGGGGCUGGUGGACCUGACCCUGUCCAGGAACACCAUCAGCCACAUCCAGCCCUUCUCCUUCCUGGACCUCGAGAGCCUCCGCUCCCUGCACCUGGACAGCAACCGGCUGCCCAGCCUCGGGGAGGACACCCUGCGGGGCCUGGUCAACCUGCAGCACCUCAUCGUCAACAACAACCAGCUGGGCGGCAUCGCCGAUGAGGCCUUCGAGGACUUCCUGCUGACACUGGAGGACCUGGACCUCUCCUACAACAACCUGCACGGCCUGCCCUGGGGCUCCGUGCGGCGCAUGGUCAACCUGCACCAGCUGAGCCUGGACCACAACCUGCUGGACCACAUUGCCGAGGGGACAUUCGCCGACCUGCAGAAACUGGCUCGCCUCGACCUCACCUCCAACCGGCUGCAAAAGUUGCCCCCGGACCCCAUCUUCGCCCGCUCCCAAGCCUCCGCCCUGACUGCCACGCCUUUUGCUCCACCCUUGUCCUUUAGUUUUGGGGGGAACCCGCUCCACUGCAACUGUGAGCUGCUCUGGCUGCGGAGGCUCCAGCGGGAUGACGACCUGGAGACCUGCGGCUCCCCCGGCGGCCUCAAGGGCCGCUACUUCUGGCACGUGCGAGAGGAGGAGUUUGUGUGCGAGCCGCCUCUCAUCACCCAGCACACGCACAGGCUGCUGGUUCUGGAGGGCCAGGCGGCCACGCUCAAGUGCAAGGCCAUCGGGGACCCCGGCCCCCUCAUCCACUGGGUGGCCCCUGACGACCGCCUGGUGGGGAACUCCUCAAGGACCGCCGUGUACGACAACGGCACCCUGGACAUCCUCAUCACCACAUCCCAGGACAGCGGUGCCUUCACCUGCAUCGCCGCCAACGCUGCCGGGGAGGCCACGGCCAUGGUGGAGGUGUCCAUUGUCCAGCUGCCACAUGUCAGCAACAGCACCAGCCGCACGGCGCCCCCCAAGUCCCGCCUCUCGGACAUCACUGGCUCCAGCAAGACCAGCCGGGGAGGGGGAGGCAGUGGGGGUGGGGAGCCGCCCAAAAGCCCCCCGGAGCGGGCUGUGCUCGUGUCUGAUGUGACUACCACCUCAGCCCUGGUCAAGUGGUCGGUCAGCAAGUCGGCACCCCGCGUGAAGAUGUACCAGCUGCAGUACAACUGCUCCGACGAUGAGGUACUGAUUUACAGGUGA